CCUGACAAGCACGACAAGCACGGCAAGCAUGGCAAGCAUGACAAGCACGGCAAGCACGCGCAAGCACGACAAGCACGACAAGCGCGACAAGCACGGCAAGCACGGCAAGCCUGACAAGCACGACAAGCACGGCAAGCAUGGCAAGCAUGACAAGCACGGCAAGCACGACAAGCACAACAAGCACGGCAAGCACGACCAGCACGGCAAGCGUGCAAGCACGGCAAGCACCGACAAGCACGACAAGCGCGACAAGCACGGCAAGCAUGGCAAGCAUGACAAGCACGACAAGCACGGCAAGCAUGGCAAGCAUGACAAGCACGGCAAGCACGACAAGCACGGCAAGCACGUCUUCACCACCGGUAUUCUAACACCACUACAACCAACACUCCUAAAACAUGGCCUAACACAUCACAACAACCACUCCUUCAACAACGGCUACCACCACCACGACAUGCAUUGGUUCAACAACCGGACCUGUGUCAAAUACCUUCCACAAAUUCAAUAAUUGCAUCAACAAAUCUAUUCUUUUCGGAUGUAAUUAAUUACAGUUACAAUUACUUCAUUUGGAAAUGUAAUUGAUUACAAAUACAAUUUGGGCAGCAA
Molecule: messenger RNA, 603 nt
Organism: Tigriopus californicus
Lineage: Eukaryota; Metazoa; Arthropoda; Copepoda; Harpacticoida; Harpacticidae
Product: histidine-rich glycoprotein-like
Exons: 1
Coding region: 29-505 (158 amino acids)
Source: RefSeq, a predicted model, not a curated record